AUGCCAGUCUUUUCAAUUGCGUACCGCUCAUCUAUUAUUAAAAAACCGGUCUCCUCUCGGGAGACCACAGACAAAACGUCUUUCCAGAUCCUCCUUUCGAGGAGUAUUGCCGAACCCAAUCCCAUUUCGAUCGCAGAGCCUCGGCCAGCCCCGCCUGCAAUGGUGGCAUCCAUUUUCGAAAACCAAUCAAGUCAAAUUAUGACCAUUGGAUACGCUACUCCCUCAGCAUCUCAUACUAUUGUAUCUGGUGCAUGCGUGGAUACCCAAGAAGAGCCGUCAGAGUCUACUGGAGGUAGGAAGUUUUCCAGGAAAUGUCAGCAGUUCAAAGCUAAAUGACCAAGGGCCAAGCGCAGUUAAUACUGAUGUUAUCGACGAUGCGAACCAAGAACACCCCGAUCACCUCCGCGUAGACCCUACUCCCACAGUAAGCGGAGCUAGGACAUCACCUAUAAUUACGACAAGGUCUAUCCAAUCUACCCCUGAUGUGGAAUCUUCCCUUUCACCAAUCGAAUGUGAAUCCGUCAAGAUUAUUGAAGCCGAGAAGCAGGGUGGCUCAGAACGAGGUAGAACGUUGGCAAGGAGCCCGCGAGUUUCCAAUCCUUUCUCUCAAGCAGAAUCAAGAAUUCGGAGAAAUGAUCUGGCCAUAGAAAUUGAUGCUCGGGAUUUGGGCAAACGAGCUCGCCGUAGCAGCACUCUUCAUGACAACCCUACAGACUUACCUGCCAUUCUUGACGACCACCUCUUGGAACCAUGCCCACACGAUCCUCUUUGCGAUACCGUCUCGGAUGUGCUCAACACACCGAUCAGUCCUGUCGAUAUUUCGCGAAGCAUUUCCCGCAUCAAUUCUGCCACAUUGGAACUUCAUCUUCGCCUUGCUUCAUUUCCUGGACCAACUCCGUCACUUGGUAUGAUAUCCAGCGAGUCUGAGGCACUAAGUAUGAUCGAGAGGCGUAGCUCAAGUGCUAUGUUCGUUGAAAUUGACAAAGGUCAAUUGGCGUUGGGCCUUCCUUCAAAGCUCCUGCAUUGUUCGCAGGAAUUCGGUACCGGGUCGAAACCAUCAUUGGCAGCCUACUUACCAACAGAGAUCCUGCAUCAGAUCUAUAAUAAUCUUAAUCCGGAAGAUUUCCAUGCUGCUCGGCAUACCUGUAGGAUUUGGUUCAUCAACAGCCUAGAAAGAUCACUUUUGGAAACAAUGUUUCGGCGUAGUGGUUACUCUAGCAGUAUCGCACAUGAUAUGGCAGAUAACUAUGUUCUCGAUUCUGAGAUCAAAGUCAAUGACGAAUGGCUCAUGAGUAAGAGACUUGCCCGAGAAUGCGCUUUGAGCCCUGCCUGGAAAGGCAACGGAUUGUCUUCAUCAAAACACAUGCCCGGUAAAUCGAGUACCGAAGCGUUCAUCGAAAUUUCUUCAAUCGACUUUACUGAAGUGGCUGUUCACCACCAAGGAACCAGUUCAGUUGGCACUAUCUUCACGGUCAGCAACUGCGGGAAAUUUCUAAUGGCUGCCAAUGGGUGUUUGGUUUAUAUAUACGAACUGAACCGGUCCUCGAAAGUAGCAGACAGCCACUACAUAUCUCAACCAGGAUCUUUACGACCAGUUACUGGAAUCAUAUGUCCCCAUAAAGUACUAGCUUGUAGCAUGGACACCUCCUCACGCCGCUACGCCAUUGCAAUACUUCUCGAAGGUCGAAUGGGAUUGGUCUGCGACAUAAGCACUUUGAACAAAUCUUUUUCGUCACCUCAGGUCCCACAAGACCAUGCAUUCAACCCGCAGCCGCCAGAACCGUCUUCGUCUCGUUCCAGAAAUUCUUCAUGGCAGGGCUUACGUGCAACGUCUUUUCUUGAUCGUGUUUCCCUGAACAGCUCAGCGUCAAAUCUUGGUCUUGGUGGUGCGCCCCCAACUGAACCCACCUUCGUCUUUCCCGGAAUAGCCACGUCUGGCUCGAGUUUUGCACCAGCAAACGACUCGGCAUGGCAAGAUGUUUUUCAUGGUGAUGUACCAAGUGCUACACAAACCGAGGGACCCAGUUCACGCCACUCUUCACUCCCGAAGACUGGAAUACUCAGAGCAGAUAGUAGACUUCAGAGCAUCUUACCACCUUACCCAUCAAAUGAUAGCGCAGAUGUAACAAUGCCAAUUGAAACAGGACCUCGAUCAUUAUACCGUAAUCUUUGCUCAGAUGAUGAUCCCCCACGGGCUGUAGCUAUCUGUCCGCAGCGGAGAUGUGUUGCCUUUGGAUGCUCAGCUGGAAUUGAGCUUCACUGGGUUGAUGCACUCACUGGACAAGACCUAAAUAGAUGGUUCCCGCUCACGGCUCCUAGCGACUAUUUAUUCUUCCUCCCUCCAAGACGAACUGUUGACUCAGCCAAAAAAUUGAGACUCAUUAGUAGUGCCGCUAGACCAAGUGAGCGGCCAGCAAUUGUUGAAAGAGCUUUUGGUCAUCGCACACGAAGCAGUCCGUUUUGGGACAGAUUGGGGAGAACGACAAGCGCCAUUGAAAGUGGUGAAAGCUCACGAAGAGUACAAGCUUUGGGAAUGCGUGGUGGCGAUAGUUCUACACGUUUUGGGAACGCUGUAGCGGAGUCCUCAGACCAUUAUCGGGCUGUUCCUCUCAGUGAUGGAUACCAUAUCCUUUUCACCGAUCCAGUAACAGGCUUUCUCUGCCUCGGAAGUGAUGCUCCUGUGGGCGGCCCCACGAAGUUGUUGAGAAAGAUGUGGUUUCAAGGUCCAGCUGAGGAUAAGGGUAGUCCGAUAGCUUAUGCCAGUGGUUCGGAUUUGCAAUGGGGUGUCCGAAUUGUUGCCGCUUUUGGUCCUGAAAAUGAACAGAGCGUCUGGCUCUUUUCCGUUCCUAGCGAUAUGUUCACAGCAGAACAGAAUCGGAGCGCUACAUUGUGGCCAUGUGAUGAAUCUUCCAAAGAUGCUCAAAAUUGGGAAUGGUUGGAUUGGUGGCCUGAACAUGGUGAGCAGGAGUGGUUGACUGAAAGUGAAGAUCCGACGCCUAGUGUUCAUCCCCGAAGCACUUGGCCUGUUAAAAUCAGAGGACAGCAAAUCGGUACAUGUAAAGGUGUCAUUGACCUAGCUAUCGACUCUGGACCUGACAUGGUAAUUUGGGCACUGAGCAAGACUGGCAUCGCGAAAGUCUGGAAACUCAAUGUUGGGAGGAAUGAAGAACCUCAAAUGAGCCUGGUUGUUCGAGAUGGUACGAUCCGGGAUAUGGAUGGUAUGGGAGACAUUAAGAUGAGUGGUCUUUUGAUACCGUCCCCUGCCAUUUCCGCCGAACCUGAAUCGGCUUUGCAACAGGAAUCAUUUGAUGGGGCUUUCUCCCCGCCCGCCCCAGAUUUUUCUCAGAGCCGAAUGGACCGUGGGGAGUUGGACGAUGACUGUGUGAGGUAUGACUUCGAAGGAGAUGUGCUGAUGGAUGAUUUGUGUCUUUUGGAUCCUGCGGAUAUCCAGGAGCUGGAAGAUCCACAGGUUAGUUUUGAAGGUAUGCGUGGUCAGGUGUGGUACGGGAGUUUCUGGGAGGCUACGAGCGGAUGGCGUGGCAAGCCCCAUUCACUUGGUCAUGCGGAUUUAGUGGAAGAGCUUACUGGAAUUGCGAGGAUUGAUUUUGAGAUUCGUUGAGCUUUUUUUGAUGGGUUGGAAUGCUGGUGCGACUGGGUGGUAGAUGGUUAGAGUGCUCUCUUUUUUUGUCUUGGUUUGCUUUGGGUAAGGUAGUUUGUCUGGCUGUGAGGAGUAUUGGUAGUAGGCAUUUCCGACAAUCC
Molecule: messenger RNA, 3759 nt
Organism: Hymenoscyphus albidus
Lineage: Eukaryota; Fungi; Ascomycota; Leotiomycetes; Helotiales; Helotiaceae
Source: the annotation of a GenBank genome assembly